UUUGAGGAGUUUUUCAUGCGUGCCUUUAAGAGGCGAGCCGGGGCCGCGCGCAGGGGGAACAGCGCGAGCCUCUCCGCGUGCGCCGCACGUAGCUCUUCACGUGGGUGUGGCGGGGCCGUAAGAGCCGCGGAGUGGCCGGCUGGCUCCGCCUCUCCUUGUUCCCGUCAGAGCUUCCCUGGGGAGCUGCGCCCCCCCCAGUCCCGAGAGUGCGAGUGAGGCGCGGGUUGGCUCCGCCAAGUGGCGCCGCCGCUGCUCCCUGACUAACGGCCGCCCCGCCCCUGCUCCCUCCCCCCCGCGUGUCCCUUCCCCUCCCCCCCGCGUGUCCUGCCCCCUCUGCUGCCGCCGCCACUGCUGCUACCAGCGCAGCCUGGACUAAGAGGAACUCCGCAGCGAACUGAGGAGAAGUGAGGAGGCGGCGGCGGGGCUGAGACUCACCAGCCAGAGGCAGCGGGAGGGAGGCGGCGAGGACACCGGGCGCAGCGCGACGCGGCGGCAGCAGCGACACCCGCAGCGGCCGGGAGGAAACAAGCGGCGGCGGCGGCGGCGGCGGCGACUCCUCGGGAAGAAGCAGCAGCGCCUGCCCGCCCCCUCCCCCGCUGCGGAGAGCAGACAGGGGCAGUACCGCGGAGAGGAGCUGGGCUCCGUGCGUGCGUGCGCGCGGGAGGAGGGGGAACCUGGAGGACUGCGCCGGCCGGCCGGGGGCGCACGGAGCCGGGGAACGGGGGGAGACCGAGUUUCCUCUUUUCCGCACCCGGGACCCGGCGGCGGCGGGUUGGUUUGUUGCUGAUUGAAUCUUCUUUCUCCUCGGGGAGCCCACCGUCCCCUCCGCUCCCCUCCCCGCCCCGCCCCGCCCGGAUCCGGCCGGGCGCCCAGUGCCGUGGUCGGGCUGCGCGGCGGACGCUCGCGGGCUCUGCGCGAUUGGAAUAUGGUUGGGGAAAUGGAAGCCAAGGAGAAGCCGAAGCCGAGCCCCGAUUACCUGAUGCAGCUGAUGAACGACAAGAAGCUGAUGAGCAGCCUCCCCAACUUCUGCGGGAUCUUCAACCACCUCGAGAGGCUGCUGGACGAAGAAAUUAGCAGAGUACGGAAAGACAUGUAUAACGACACAUUAAAUGGUAGUACGGAGAAGAGAAGUGCAGAAUUACCAGAUGCUGUGGGACCUAUUGUACAGUUACAAGAGAAACUAUAUGUGCCUGUAAAAGAAUAUCCAGAUUUCAAUUUUGUGGGAAGAAUCCUUGGUCCCAGAGGACUAACAGCUAAACAGCUUGAGGCAGAAACUGGAUGCAAGAUAAUGGUCCGAGGAAAGGGCUCAAUGAGGGACAAAAAGAAGCGUCCCUAUGAGUGCUCCACUUCAUCUGGAGAAACACCUGCAAAAGUCUCCUUUAAGAGCAGAAGCAACCUUGAUCCAGCAGUUUUGGAGGUAGAGGAGGAACAAAACAGAGGCAAGCCAAACUGGGAACACCUGAAUGAAGAUUUACAUGUAUUAAUCACUGUGGAAGAUGCUCAAAACAGAGCAGAAAUCAAAUUGAAGAGGGCUGUUGAAGAAGUAAAAAAAUUACUGGUACCUGCAGCAGAGGGAGAAGACAGCCUUAAAAAGAUGCAGCUAAUGGAACUUGCAAUUCUGAAUGGCACCUACAGAGACGCCAACAUCAAAUCACCAGCCCUUGCCUUUUCUCUUGCAGCCACAGCCCAGGCUCCAAGGAUUAUUACUGGGCCUGCUCCUGUUCUCCCCCCAGCUGCCCUGCGUACUCCUACGCCAGCUGGCCCUACCAUAAUGCCUUUGAUCAGACAGAUACAGACCGCUGUCAUGCCAAACGGAACUCCUCAUCCAACUGCUGCAAUAGUUCCUCCAGGACCUGAAGCUGGUUUAAUUUACACACCCUAUGAGUAUCCCUAUACACUGGCACCAGCGACAUCAAUUCUUGAGUAUCCUAUUGAACCUAGUGGUGUAUUAGGUGCGGUGGCUACUAAGUUCGAAGCCGAUAUGCGUGUCCAUCCUUACCAAAGGAUUGUGACCGCAGACCGAGCCGCCACCGGCAACUAACCUAUGACCUUCUGACCUCUGAACUCUUCACCCAAUGAUGACCUGACCAUGCCUGCCUGCUGAUCAGUUAACUGGUAAUCGCCUUUGCUUGCCUGUCUUCAGUGCAGCGAGCUGAGGCACUUGUCCGUUCGUCUUACCAUCUAACAAAAAAGACAAAGAAAUUAUUGUCCUCCAACUCAGCUUUUUUUUCCUGUUUGGGUGAAAGUGGUUCUAGAACCUGCACUGAAUAGUAGUAAAGCAAUAAGGUCCAAUUCAUCCCUCAGCACUGAUCAUCCUUUAGUGUCCCACCUUAAACGAACGGUAAGAAGGCCUCACUUAAGUGAUGGAGACAGAUGUCCCUUAACUACCCGAUGACAGAGGCAGUUACUGUGAGCGACUUCUAGGAAUCUUUUUCUUCUUUAAUGAAGUCAGAGCUCUCUUUGAAUGUACUGUGUGAUGAUGCAUCAUGCAUGAACCUUUGGUCAGGGAUGUCAUUGGUGAAGGGAGUCCAAAAAGUAUUCAAAAUUUGACUUGCUGUUUAGUCACUACCAGUGCCCUCAAAGGGCAAAAGUUGCAGCCUUUUUUCUAUUGCCUGCCAAAUUGGAUGUUUUAAAAGAACGUGUGCCAUGAAAGAUAGAUUUCAGUGAAUUUUCAGAACUAUGUUAAUGCAAAGAACAAAACAGCAACACUAUCAAAGCAAAAUCUGAGUUAAGAUUACUUUAACCGUAUUUAAACUUUCUUAAAAGAUUACAUGAGAACAAGGUACAUGCAUUAUGUGUCACAUUACUGGGCAAACUGUUCAAAUAUUUUUUUUAAACCUCCCUGUAUAGAAAAAUUUCAUUAAGGAUGUAAAAGCCAUGCUUGCCUAUUUGCUGUAUACAUGUAAUGAAAUUGUAGAUAAAGUGUAGUCCAUUGAAACAAAAUGAACAAAAAAGUAGAUACUUUUACUAUACAAGGGUGCUGGUGCAGAAAAAUAUAUUUUGGAAAUGUAGCAUUUUAUACUUUCAAGUGUUAUUAAAAAAGAAAAAAAGAACAAAGAAACAACCCUUUAUUUCAUUAAAUGAUUUUUUCUGGUGGUUGUCAAGAAACAAAAGACCAAAAGAGCCUUUUUGUCUUUCUUUUUUAUUUUUUAAGUAUUGGAAUAAGUCUAAAGAAAAGGAAGUGCCUUAUUUUCUUCAUGGUCAUUUAGUCAAAUGUCUCGUAUAAUCAGCUCCUCCCUCAGACAACAAGUUAAUGCAUGCCACUUAGUCGCCCAGUAUGUGAAAAGAAGCUGGGAAAGGAAGACAAAUGAGUUGACCGUUUGAAAUACCUGAUUUUUGCCAUAUUAGCAUGAUGCAACUUUGCCAAAUCUUAUAAUGUGAAAUGUUUGAUAAUUUUUCUAUCAAAUGCUGGCCCCCAUUAGUCUUGCAACAUUUUCAUCAUCUCAAACCAUAGUUAACGCAUAUUUUGUUUCAUGUACUUGCUCAAUCUAAACCAAAGGGUUCUGACUCAUUCUAAAUCAGAGCAUUAGCUGACAAAUGUUUAUAAGGCAGCAAGUACUCCAUUUUGUUCAGGGGAUGGCGUGGAGUUGUCUUGAUUUGAAAUAUUGACAAGUAUAUCAGACCUUAUACUUGUCCACAGAAAAAAGUUUGGUGGAUAAUGAAAUUGAACAUGUUUAACUAAUUUGAAGUCUGACCUAAGCAUGUCCCAGUAUUUUGUAAGCAGCUCCCACGGUGUCAAAUAGUGUAUAAGAUAUUGAUUUCUCAUCAGCCCCUGCUUGAUUAAUAUUGAUUGAUUGUUGCUUUUUAUUCCAAAAAAAAAAAAAGCAGAAAGACUCAUCAACUAUUUUUUUAAAAAUUCAUCUAUAGUUCAGUAUUAUCUUUAAGCGCCACAUGAAAUUCAUCUAGCUAGACCAGCAUAACAGCUGAAAAGCUUUUUUGAAAGUGUUGAAUUCUGAAAAUAUUGAGCAAGUAUUAGUUUGCUAAUGGCUCAGUAUUAGACUUGGCAAAUAUCAGGUGGUGAUUUAUUUUCCCUCUUGUCAACUUAUUCUCCUCCUGCAAACCUUCAUAGCUUCCAAAUCAAAGGUCAAUAGUAAGCUAAGAAAGAGGGCUUAUGGUUUAAGCACCUGUAUGGUGAUCUCAUCUAACAUCUUGUCUCACCUGGAAACAAUUAUCAGUUUAUUUACUAUGCAAUAGACAUUCAUCCUUUUGUAUUCAGCUAGCUUUUGUUUAUCGUGCCACCAGCUUGUCUUCCUGUUACACAUACAGUUGUUUUGACUUAAUUUACAGUAUAUAUGCUGUGCCAUUUUGAUUUUUGUUUGGUUGAAUAAACCUGCGACACUCAAACAUUUGAAAAGAGAUUUGCUAAAACAAUACCAGUAUUUGAUCCAGAUUUCAUCUCAACUAUGAUAAACCUGGACAUUUUAGAUGUUUAUCAAAUGGGGGAAAGUUAAGUGUAUGAAAUAGAAGUGUGACAUGUAAUAGUAAUGUUUGCUCUGAAUGAACAAACAAACUUUUGAAAACAUAGUUGAUAAAAUUUUGGAUCAACUUAAAAAAAAAAGCAUGACUUUUGAAAUCUCUGAAUGCCUUGGUUCUCAGUAUUAUAAUUCUUUAUUGAAUUUUUCUUUAUUAAAAUAUGUAGUUUUAAGACUUCUUUCUGACAGUAUUAUGUAAUUUUUUUAGAGUGGGUAGAUGGGAGUGUCGCUUGUAUGUAACAGUACAGAUGACAUGUAUUUGUCUAUUCUUUAUUAUCUUAGUAUUUUCAUGCUGUGUAUGUAUCAUAACCAACCUAUUGCCUAUGAGAAACAUGUAAGAUAAUGUAUUUACAGCCAUUGUUACAAGUUUAUAAUGUAUUUUUCUAUCUUGUUUUAUAUGUAUGUUAUAUAAAACAUUCAAUUUUUUUCCUGAUUGAGAAAAAAAGGAUACAAAAAUGCAAAACCCACAAUUUUGAUAACUGAAAAUUGCCAAUUGUUUUGCAGUACUUUAUUAUAUUGGGAGUGUUGUCUUUCUUGGGCUUUUAGUUAGCUACUGGAUGAAUACAUUAGACAUAUUUGGGUUUUAGUUGGGUUUUUACAUAGCUUGCAUUUUAAUUCUUUGGUUCUUUGCUGUUUCUAUUAACCCAUAGCAUUAUUUUAAUAAAUGUUAUAAUAUCAACCUACUAA
Molecule: messenger RNA, 5159 nt
Organism: Dermochelys coriacea (leatherback sea turtle)
Lineage: Eukaryota; Metazoa; Chordata; Testudines; Dermochelyidae
Gene: QKI
Product: QKI, KH domain containing RNA binding
Exons: 10
Coding region: 926-2041 (371 amino acids)
Biological process (GO): regulation of mRNA splicing, via spliceosome
Cellular component (GO): nucleus
Molecular function (GO): mRNA binding
Source: RefSeq, a predicted model, not a curated record